This is a messenger RNA of Phytophthora infestans T30-4, 789 nucleotides long. Its product is annotated as GPI mannosyltransferase 1. Gene Ontology annotation, molecular function: alpha-1,4-mannosyltransferase activity; GPI mannosyltransferase activity. The record is from RefSeq and is a predicted model, not a curated record. Bases 1 to 789 code for a protein of 262 amino acids. Gene Ontology annotation, biological process: GPI anchor biosynthetic process. Lineage: Eukaryota; Oomycota; Peronosporomycetes; Peronosporales; Peronosporaceae. The transcript is spliced from 7 exons. Gene Ontology annotation, cellular component: membrane; glycosylphosphatidylinositol-mannosyltransferase I complex.
AUGGCGGACGGCCAUUCGCCGUUCGAGCGCACGACAUACCGCUACACGCCUGUGCUAGCUUUUCUGUUGCUGCCGAACGUCUACGUGCAUGAAAUGUUCGGGAAGCUGCUGUUUGUGGGCUGCGAUAUGCUGGUCGGAUACAUUUUGUACCAGAUUUUGAGUGUGUGGCUGUUCCACCCAUUCUCGGUGAAUAUCUCGACGCGAGGCAAUGCAGAUUCCAUCGUGGUGUUGCUGGUCAUGUUGUCACUGUUACUGAUGAUGCGGAAGCAGCUCGUGCUCUCAGUUGUGGCAUAUGGCGCCGCUGUCCACUUCAAGAUCUACCCUAUUAUCUACGCAUUGGCUUUCCUCGUGUUUCUCAACGGAGACUUUCGAAGUGCAAAUGCCAAGUGGACUUCUUCUUGCUGCUCGUCAGUUUGCUUUUGGGCGCAGCUUGCUGGACUUCUCAACAGAGAUCGCCUCAUCUUCGGCCUUGUGAGUGGAGGUCUCUUCAUCUUCCUUGCUGCCGGCUGCUAUUACCUCUACGGAUUUCAGUUUCUAUACGAGGCGUACCUUUACCACUUCACGCGCACGGACAACCGUCACAACUUCUCGGUCUACUUCUACGAUCUCUAUCUUCGAUACAACACUCCGUCAGGUUUCGGUGUUGGGCUCCUAGCGUUUCUGCCUCAACUCACAUCCCUCGUUGCCAUAUCGUUCGCAUAUGGUCGUGAUCUUCCCUUCGCGUUGUUCGCGUUAACAAUGGUGUUUGUCAUCUUCAACAAGGUGUGCACGGCGCAGGAGGCGAGGUAA